This is a messenger RNA of Saccostrea cuccullata (small rock oyster), 2040 nucleotides long. RefSeq lists its product as uncharacterized. The coding region runs from base 1 to 2040 and encodes 679 amino acids. Lineage: Eukaryota; Metazoa; Mollusca; Bivalvia; Ostreida; Ostreidae. The record is from RefSeq and is a predicted model, not a curated record. The transcript is spliced from 9 exons.
AUGAAGGUGUUCUAUGGAUUGGUAACGAUAUGGAAGGUGGACUGGAUAUUCCUGAUGAUGAUGAUGGAUUUGAAAGUUUUUGUGGAGGCUGUGACACAGGAAGUGGCCCAGAUUUCUUUUGACAUUUUUGUUGGUUACCAUGAUGAAGAACCCAAUUCCUCCGUGCAGGACUUUGAGAAAGAUAAUGCAAUGGAAAACUAUGGAGUUAACAAACAGUAUGAAAAUGUGACAGAAGAUUUUGGAACUUUUGGAAGAGAUUUUUUCUUCUUCUGGUUAAGUUCAAUCCAUACUUAUUGCGACGACGACACUCCAGCUAUUGUGGUUACAACACACUGUGAAGGAAAGACAAACAAUGUAAUAGAACAGUAUUGGACUGAAAUAACGAGGCAUCUACCCGACCACUUGAAAACGCAUUUGCACUUGGAAAACUUUCAUGGAAUACAGUUUCCGCCAAAUAAAAUAGACUUUAUAGCAGAGAACAUUGUUUCUCUUACUAAGGAUAGGGUUUUCUGGGGGGAGGAAAUACCUAAUCGCUGGGCAAAGUUUGAGGCUUUUCUGAAACAAAUUAUCAAAACAAAAAAACUGCUACGGAUGACAGAGGUUUUGGCAAUGAAAGAUAUAGCUGAUUCUGAGCAAGAAGUCUUAGAUAUGCUACAAUUUUACCAUGAUAUUGGUGCUAUCCUCUUCUUCAAUGAAGAUGUUCUUAGAGACAUAGUCAUAAUUGAUGUCCAAUGGUUUGUCGAUGCAUUUAAAUAUAUAAUUGCAGACAAAGAGCAUGUUAGAAAUGCGGGACUGCUUUCACGAGUCUGGGAAGAAUUUAACAGAACAGGCAUUCUGAAAGACACCUUGCUCAAUGAAAUAUGGAAACCACGAAGAAAUGAGAAAUUUGUUGAACACAAAGAGAAUUUACUUCUUUUUAUGCAAAGACUAGGAUUAAUUGCUAUUGGUCCACCCCAUUUCAUUCCAUGCAUGAACAAAAAAAGUUUUAAUAAAGAAUUACGCGAGAAAGUCAAAUCGGCUUCUGAGAAGACAUGGAUUCUUUUGUAUCAAUUCGACUUUCUUCCACUUUUUAUCUUUCACAGACUAGUAGUUCUUUGCAUUGUCAGAAAUAAAUGGGAAGUUUUACAAAAUAAUGGAGAACUAUGUCUUUACCAUGCUGCAGCUAUUUUUACUCAUGCAUAUCAAAAUAUUGUGAUUGCUGUAAGCAGAAAUUGUAUACACAUUCAAGUAUUUAGUCUCAGUGAAAACCGACACCUUUCAAGACAAUCAACGCUUGCAAUACGCGAGUGUCUCCAUUCUUGUAUUCUUUCGUUAAUGAAUACAUUUCAUCAAAGGCUGGAUUUUACAAUAGGUUACUUCUGUUCUGAAACAGAAAUAGGUGUUGAGUUAGAAAAUUCAUUUAUAACUGAAGAUUCAAUUCUUGGCAUCUCGGACAUGUCAUGUCCUAGGCACGGUUUGGAAGAUCAUCAUGACAUCAAUGUUUCCAAGAUUCUUGAAUACUGGACAAAGCAUAAUCCGCCAGAAAUUGCAGUUGACCAAAGAGAAGAGUCAUCUGACACACUUCUUGAACCUCAAAAUAUGCAAGAACCGGAAGAAAACAAUUUCCGCAGAUUUGCGUUAUUGACAAGGCUAGCAAGGACAGCAAUGAGAAUAUAUUUUGAUAGCAUCAUCGACCAAACAGAGCUAAGCCGUCUCUUAUUAGAGAAUCAACACGAUAUGAAAAACGGUCCGUUCAAAUUUACAAAACAGCAGCUUCCAAUACUCUUUCCAGCUGAUAGUUCAACGGUGUCAUCUAUGGCUUUCGAUGAAGGAAUCAUGUAUAAGAUUUUUCGAAAUUAUGCUGAAAUACCUGCACCUGUAUCUGGAUGGGCUAAGCCUGUGAAACAUGAAGAUAUUACAAAAUCAGAUGAUAUAGAAAGAAUCAGAAGUUAUCGAAAUGAACAUGCUCAUCAAACCUCUUUUGUGAUGAAAAGAGAUGUUUUCAACAUUAAAUGGAUGGAUCUUUCGCAGGAUGACCACACCCCAUUCCACAAUGCCUGA